Molecule: messenger RNA, 1455 nt
Organism: Penicillium olsonii
Lineage: Eukaryota; Fungi; Ascomycota; Eurotiomycetes; Eurotiales; Aspergillaceae
Source: the annotation of a GenBank genome assembly
AUGGCAGGUCCCGUUGUCGGUGGUCCUCACGGCCCUUAUAGACAGUCUGAACGAACGGAUUUAUAUCGCUCCCAUGCCAACGACCUUAUUUCCAAUGGCCAUGCUUAUCGAUGCUUCUGUCCCCCCGAAAGGUUGGAUGCAAUGGCCCAGCACCGCAGUCAGGCUGGGCUGGCCCCGGGAUACGACCGGAAAUGCGGCGAAUUAUCUGCAGAAGAGUCGGAGGAUCGAGCUGCCAGCGGGGAAACACAUAUCAUUCGAUUGAAGGUUGAGGGAUACCCAAUGUUCAAUGACCUUGUGUAUGGCAAGACUGGACAAAACAAGCCAAAUAACAAGAAGUUGGACUUCAUCGACCGAGUAUACGAUGAUCCGAUUUUGAUCAAAUCUGACGGCCACCCUACGUAUCACUUGGCGAAUGUGGUAGAUGAUCAUUGCAUGAAGAUCACCCAUGUCAUUCGAGGAACGGAAUGGAUGCCAUCCACACCCAUGCAUAUGGCUUUGUACAAUGCCUUCAAAUGGACGCCUCCCCAAUUCGGCCACGUCCCUUUACUGGUUGACCAGAGUGGACAGAAGCUGAGCAAGCGGAAUGCAGAUAUUGAUCUCUCCUCAUUCAAGGACAAGCAGGGUGUUUUUGCCUCCACGCUGGUGAACUUUGCUUCUCUUCUGGGUUGGUCUCAUUCUCAGAAGUCAGAUGUAUUGAGUCUGCAAGAGUUGGAACAAAUCUUCAACUUGAAGAUCACCCGGGGCAACACUGUCGUUGCCUUCGAAAAACUUUGGUUCCUUCAAAAAGCCCAUGCUCAGCGGUUUGCCGCAAGUGGCGGCCCUGAGUUCGAUGAGAUGGUCAACAGAGUGAGCUCAGUUGUCACAGAAAAAUACCCCCUAGAGAAGCUCAACACGAUCCUGAAAGGCCGUACCAUUGCCGAAUAUGUUGCCCCUCUCAUCCGCGCCGACGCAAAGUCCUACACGGAUGCUUCGGAGUUCGUCCAGCGUAACUCUACCUUCUUCACACCGAAGCUGGAGAGAGAACCCUACGCACCCGCCUCGCCCUCGGCCCUCGAAGUCCCAAUGUCUGCCCUGCACACUGCUGCUGCUGCCCUGACACUUGUUCCAUCUUCGCAUUGGUCUAUUGAGACCCACCGGUUCAACAUCAACUCAUACGAUGGGUCUAGCAGUGUAGUGCUGCCUGAAGCCGAAUCAGACUCCCAAACAUCCCCGGCAACCGAUAAAAUCUUCAAGAAAGAAUUGUAUCAUUACCUCCGCUGGGCACUGUCCGGCUCCGCGCCUGGGCCUGGAAUUCCAGAAACCAUGACAAUUCUUGGAAGAGAUGAAACUCUACGCCGCGUGCAAGAUGCGAAGGCAUCUACGCAGACUUUUGGUCCGUCCGAUGGGAGGAGAAUCCCCAAGGGGGCAUUGCCUGAAGAUCAGAGCUGGAUGGGCACCCUUGCAACUAAACGGUAA